Messenger RNA from Cydia strobilella, 5546 nucleotides. Its product is annotated as protein artichoke. Gene Ontology annotation, molecular function: protein binding. The record is from RefSeq and is a predicted model, not a curated record. NCBI's taxonomy places the organism in Eukaryota, Metazoa, Arthropoda, Insecta, Lepidoptera, Tortricidae. Bases 279 to 4418 code for a protein of 1379 amino acids. The transcript is spliced from 5 exons.
UUCUACGCAGACUCCGUCGAGAUGGCUGCUCCAGUGUGUUUCGGGAACCUGGAUGCGGCGGUCGCUCCCGGUUCCGACGUCUCCCAACUUGCCGAGCUCUCCGUUCAGUGUUUGAACGUUCCCGCUUUCACGGAUUGGAUAUUUGACAGCUUUGAGUGCCGGUUUGACUGUGGAGAUGAUAACAUAAGUGCUAAAUGAGUGUGCAAUUGCUACAAAACACUUGACGAAGCACACGGAAGAUCCAAUGCACGAUGUUAGUGACAUGACGUCGAUUCAGGAUGGCUAUUUAUACGCAGUUCUCCGGUGCAAAAUGUGGACUGUACGCGUUUCUAAUGAUCAUCCAUAUUCCGAUACUGCAAGGCGAAGAGCAACCCAUGUGCCCUACUCUAGCAGAGAACCCAAUCUGUCCGUGCUAUAGCUUCAAAGAAGGUCUAUUUUUGGAGUGUCCCAGUGCUACUCCCAGUGCUGUAAAAAACGUAUUAUCGAAAAUCAGGGGCAGUAUCCAAUCUCUGUCCAUUUACGACCUGGAGCGCUCCACCACCGAACUAAAAGCCGAUUUAUUCCCACAAAAAACAAAAAUAAUCAACUUACAAAUUUCACAGUCUGGCAUAAACCAAAUAAGUUCUAAUGCUUUCAUGCCACUCAGCAGCUCAUUGGAAUCCCUGAGCAUAGUUUCCAGUAAAUUAAACCGAAUACCACAGGAGUCUUUCUUUGGCUUGCAGAGUAUCGAAGCACUAGAUUUACAACUUAACGACAUCGAAGACAUACAAGCAAACGCAUUCAAAGGGCUUAGACUUAAGAAACUUAGUUUGAAAGGAAAUAAAAUAGUUAAUGUUUCCGAGAUUGCGUUUCAUAAUUUAGAAGAGUAUUUGACUGAGCUGGAUAUUACUGAAAAUUUUCUGAACUAUUUUCCUUUGCAAACUUUAGGAAAGUUGAACAAACUAAACAUUUUAAGACUAGCUUGGAAUAAAAUCAGUUCAAUCCCAAUUGACUAUAAUUUUACUAUAUCAAGUUUGUUAAAUUUAGAUUUAAGUUCAAAUGUAUUUACUAAAUUAGAAAACAACUGGUUUCGAUCUAUGCCUAAUAUUAGAACAUUAACAUUUUUUAGCAAUCAGAUUCAAGUUAUAGAUGAGAAAGCAUUUUACUCAUUAGAACAAUUAGAAACGCUCGAUUUAAGUCGAAACAAAAUUACAAAAAUAGAAAAAAAUACUUUUCAAAGGAAUAGAAAUAUACGCACAAUUGAUUUGAGUCAUAACCAUCUCCAUUAUAUUAGAGGUGUUUUUGCAAACCUUCAUCAUUUGUCAGAAAUAUUUUUGUCGGAAAAUAAUAUUCUUGAAGUACCGAGCGAUGCGUUUAGCAACGCCUUAGGUUUGACAGUUCUUAAUUUAGAACAUAAUGCUGUGCAGAGACUAGAGGACGAUUGCUUCGCAUCGCUUCAAAAUUUAACGCAAUUACAUAUGGGAACAAAUUACUUAAGGAAACUUCCUCGUAACAUUUUUAAAUUCAAUAGCAAGUUAGUCACUUUAAGUUUAGAUAAUAAUAAAAUUAACGAUUUAGACGAAUUAUUACUCGAUAGCUUAGUCACACUAAGAGAAAUCCGGUUACAAAAUAAUAAAUUAGAACAUAUUAAACGAAACGUAUUCAGUCCGUUACCAGGACUUUUAGAAUUACAUUUACAAAACAAUCUCAUACAAAAUAUAGACUCGCAGGCUUUUAUCACUUUGAAAAAUCUUCAGCACAUAAAUUUGCAAGGCAAUCGACUGUCCACUAUUGGAGACGUAUUCCCAAAUAGAAAUUCGUCUUUAGUCUCAAUACAACUGAGCGUUAACUUUUUGUCACUGUUGAAAAACAGUUCUCUCAGAGGCCAAGUAAAUGUGCAAAUAAUGUGGCUUAGCCAAAAUAACAUAAAAAUAUUAACUGCUAAUUUAUUUAUUGAUUUAUUAAAUAUUCAAAGGUUGUAUUUGAAAAAUAACAGCAUUGUACAUGUAGAAAAUAAGACAUUUUUUCAGCUAAAAAAACUGAAAUACUUAGAUUUGAGUAACAAUAAUCUAAUUAAGUUAAACAAUGAAACAUUUUUCAAGAUUGUAACGUUGGAAGAACUGUAUUUGCAAUGCAAUAAUAUUAAUCAGGUGGCAAAAGAUACCUUUAAGUUUUUAACCAAAUUAAGAGUUCUCGACUUAUCCCAAAACGAAAUAAUUGUCUUGGAUUUCGACAUUUCGUCACUCCCGAUUAAACAACUCAGACUUAAUAAAAAUUCAAUAUCAAUAAUUGAAGCGGACUCACUCAAAACUUUACCAAACUUGAGUGAGUUGGAAAUGAACAGUAAUCUCCUAACUUGGGAGGAUAUCAUUCAAGUUCAGAUACCUGGCCUGAAGUCCUUGAUUUUAUCCCGAAAUAACUUUUCGCUAUUAGAAAACAAAACUUUUUCUCAUUUACCCUCGUUACAAGCGCUGUCAUUGGAACUAUCAAACAUAUCCCAAUUGCCUGCGGCAACUUUUAUUAAGAACCAAAAUCUUUUACGAAUAAACUUGGCUUUUAACAGUCUGAAAGAUUUGCAUAAAGAUGUUUUUGCGUACACGACAAUUUUACAAGAAUUAAAUCUUAAAGGCAACAGUUUUACUGAUUUUCCUCACGUAGCUUUAUUUAACGUCACGUCUCUUGAGCACUUGGACCUUUGUCAGAAUCAGCUUAGUAGUGUCGACUUCUAUAAGUUUAUUGGUUUACAAAAUUUAAGAACACUUAGUUUAUGCGAAAAUAAAAUAUCAGUUUUGAAUGGUUUCAGUUCACCUGCAUUGAAAAAUCUGUUGACUGUAGACUUAAGCAAAAAUAUGCUUUCAGUUCUUCCAGCGAAUUUUUUUCAACAUUCAUUAGGAUUGAAAGAAAUAGAUUUAUCGCAUAAUCUUUUUAAGCACAUACCUAGUAACGGUUUGUCAGAUGCUGUUCUUCCAGCGCUCACGACGCUGAACAUGUCUUCUAAUCCUUUAGUGCAGUUGUUGCAAACAUAUCCAUCACGGCAAUAUCCAGCUUUAGAAGAAUUAAUUGUAAGGAAAACUAACUUGACAAUUAUCACGAGCAAAGAUUUUGAAAAUUUCCCGGCUCUCAAAAGGUUAAUCUUAAUAGAAAAUUCAAUAGACCGACUAUCUCCUGGUGCUUUUGCUAAACUGCAUAACUUGAAUAUACUAGAUCUGAGCCAGAAUAAGUUAGACAACAUCCCCAGAGAGAGACUGCAAGGAUUAUAUUCGGUACGAUUAUUAAAUUUAUCUCGAAACGACAUUCGGGACCUCGAAGAGUUUACAGCGGACCUGCAUAGUUUGCAAAGAUUGGAUCUGUCGUCUAACCACAUUAAUCGAAUUAAUAAGGAUAUAUUUCGGGGAUUGCAGAGCCUUACAGAGCUGUAUUUAAGUGGAAAUUGGUUAGCAGCAAUAUCGCCAGAUGCCUUCCGAUAUUUGAAUAAAAUAACGCACAUCGAUUUGAGCCAUAACUACUUCGAAGUAAUAAGAAUGAAUAUGCUUAUGUCUCUUGAAACGCAGGUCAAAAGCAUUUCGUUUAACGAUAAUCCACUAACUUGUAAUUGUGAAUCUCAAGAUUUGUGGAGGUGGAUGCAGGAGCAUCAUAAGAUAAUAUUAGCCGGCAGCGCUAACCUAAUCUGCGAACACCCCGACGAACUACAUGGGCACAGUUUUAUGGAGUUACCGUCUCAGAAACUUUGUGACUUACCCAUUGUGAUCCGAGUCGCUAUACAAGACAUCACAACCUACACUGUCAGCGUUACGUGGCAAAGCCGAUACCAGAAUGGCUUAAAUGGCUACAGAGUGGCUUAUUUUGGAGAUCAAAAUCCUAAUGUUAUUCGCGGAAAAAUUGUGAAUGCAACACAACGGUCUAUACGGCUGAACCACUUGACCCCAGGCGCACGCUACACUGUCUGCGUCAUUGCUUUUGGAAACUUCGAGACGUCAACUCUCUCCGAUGCUUCCAUGCCAGACGCAAGAAUUGCUCUUCUACCAGAAAAUUCCAGUACCAAUUUGUACAAUGAUGAACAGAUAUUUAAUAACCUGAAGCCGUUUAUGAACGAUUCUCUUAUAAGUAAAUGUACUACUGUAAAUACAAUAGAAAUUUUCGGCGCAGCUGUAGAUAGCCCGUUCUCUAAUACUUACAUGGGAAUUGCUGACAUACUAACAAGAAGGCUUAGCUUAGUGGUUGGGUGUUGCAUGGGAUUCAUUGUAUUUGUGGUCUUAGUAUCGGCUUUAGGUUACAUAAAAACAAAAAAACGUCCAGUUAUCGCUAAAGUAGAAGUGCAGCAAGCACCGCAGUAUAUAUCAUACGAUGAGUUUUCUGCGCCAAGUGUAGAAGUACAAACUACAGACAUGGAUGUAAAUACAAUAAUUACAGAUAAAAACAAAAACACAAUGCAAACAUGAGUGUAAUAAAAGUUUCUUUCACACGUGAGUAUCCCUUUAUGAGUUGAAGGGAUUUUUUCAUUUUGGUUCCCUUAUGAAUAGGACUGAGUAUCACUCACGAUAGGUAGGAACCUUUUAUAACCCUCAUCGUCUUUGAAACUUUUCUGGGAAGUUUGACAGACGCGAAUGAAUUAUUACGAUUCGGGGCUAUCAAUAACGAAAUGUGUGAUAAUCGAAAAACUUUUAUAUUAAAGAACACGCGGACGGCAACCUGGUCUGUCAAACAGAACCUAUUUUGUUCUCUCUAGCAUUAUAAGGACAUGAAGCACCGACUAUAUGAAGAAUACAGUCAGAUCUUGUUAUUUAUUUAUGUAAUCUGACCCGUAAAAACUACGCAAUAAGCUACCCUAUGUUCACUUGUUCAGAUCUCAUAGAGCCAGAUACUCUUAAAAUAUAAAAACGUAAAAGCUGUUACGUUACAGAAAUAAAUGCCGCCUGUGUAUUCUGCCUAAUCAUUGGAGUAAUUUUUCACAGUGGCAGUCGCUUGAUCCUUGGAAAUGAAAGUAGGUAUUUGGCAUCAAAAGAACAAGAAAUGCUGAAGCUGUUUACUCAACCCCGCCUUCUCGUUUAUUUAAAUUGUGACGAAAUUUUGUAAAUUGUAUUUGCUUAUAUGGCGAUAAUUUUUUGACACAUUAAUAUUAAUGCGGUUCCUAGCUUUAUUUUACAACGUUUAACGUUGCAUGUUGGUUUUGAUACCAAUGGUUAUAUUAUUGUGAUUAUUUGUAACUGAUUGUAAUUAUUUAGGAUAUUGUAAAAAAAUGAGUAACAUUAUUAUGCAUAAUCAUUUAUAGUUUAUAUCCAAUUCGGUAGGUGUUAUUGUAUUAUAAGAUAAUACAUUGUAAAUAACUAAUGAUAAUACGUGCGACACAGAAAACGAAUAUUCACCUAGCGAGAUGCAAAUUAGUAACGAAUAGCUAACAACUGAAUAAUUAGUAUAUUAACUGUAUAUAAAACGAAGAUAUCAGGUGCAUUGUAUAUAAAGCAUUGUACCAAAUAAUCACAACUUUAUACUCUGUUUUUGAUUCAUCACGAUCUGUUUAAAACUUGUACAAAGACUGUAGUAUUGAUAUAAUAAAACUCCUAAAAAUU